CUCCGUCACCGUCACUCUCCCUCCUCUCUUCACCACACCACCACAACCACCCUACCCACCAACACAACCAUACCAUGCACCACAAUGACAACUCUCAACCUCAACCUCCAAACCCUCUUCACCUCCCUCCCCACCAAGAACUGGACCCUCCUCCGGGUCCUCAAAAGCGCAAAUCCGCACGACAUUAACGGCAACCUCCACGGCACCGCAUCCUUCACCUCUCUUCCUGACACCACCACAACACAAGAUCCCCCCGCACCGCAGCGCCAACUCCUCUACACCGAGACGGGCACUCUGCCGCCACACAUCGGACAUAAUCUCCAAUGGAAGAAGAGUUAUAUCUGGAGGUUGAAACCAUCUACAUCCACAGUUAAGGAUGAUCUAUCCGUCUGGUUUGUGAAAGUGGGUGAUGAGGGGGUCGCGGAUUAUUUGUUUCAUGGGAUGGAGUUUCUUGAUAAUGAUGAAUCUGGGAGUGGUGGGGAUGAGGAUGGGGAGGAGUUUGUGAGUGCGCCGGUGCCGCCAUCUAUACCUGGAGGAGAAGGAGGGGGGAAACAGACGGUGGUGGUUACGGCGAGGGGGAAUCAUCUUUGUAUUAAUGAUAUGUAUCGGACGGCGUAUGCGUUUCGGGUGGUGAAGAAAGAGGAUGAUGGUGAUGGUGGGGAUGGUGGGGAUGGGAUUGGGGAGGUGGUUAGUUGGGCGAGUAGACAUGUGGUUAAGGGGCCGAAGAAGGAUCAGGAUAUUGUGAAUUAUUAUACGGUGAGGGAGGGGGUUUAAAUUAUAGAUUAUAGAUUGUGGAUUGGGGAGGUGGGGAAGAUGAUGUUUGGGUUUCUGCUGGAUCUGGUACAGCUACAGCGUGUAUAUAAAGUCUGGCCGCUUGUCUCCAAGCUUCUCGAUCUCCUGUCUCUCCAGUCCUGCUAUCCAGUGGUCUCGGUCGCCCCGACGACGUUUCGCGUUCUCCCGGCGGAGGAGAACAUACUGUAAGACUGAUCCACCAAACAGAAACAGCACCAAAUAUGCCAGCACCGCCCCGUGACCCGGAUAGAACUGAGGCGCGUCUCCGCCGCGGUAGAUGUUGGAUGACACCACGCCGUUCAGGUUGCCCCAGCCAAUGACAAUACCUAGCGUGACACCGCGCUUGUACACACCUGUCACCGUUAGCCAUGGU
Aspergillus vadensis CBS 113365 is the source of this 1165-nucleotide messenger RNA. RefSeq lists its product as uncharacterized. NCBI's taxonomy places the organism in Eukaryota, Fungi, Ascomycota, Eurotiomycetes, Eurotiales, Aspergillaceae. The coding region runs from base 85 to 774 and encodes 229 amino acids. The record is from RefSeq and is a predicted model, not a curated record. The transcript has a single exon.